AUGAUUAUUGAGACUGUAUUAUGCCAGCGAUGCAAGAAAAUUGACGCGGUGUUAUGCUCGAGAAAAGAGUACUUUUGCCCGGUUUGUUUUGAGAAAUUUGUUUCGUUGAAGCAGCGGAAGCAGAUGAUGUCUGAUAACUACUUUCAGGACAUUUUUAAAGUGAUAUACGGAGACAAAUUGAGGUCUGUUGAAGAGGCCAGUACUAUGAAUCGUGAAUCGAGGGUUCUGGUUCCCUUGUCUUUCGGUUCCUCGUCGCUUUUAACAUUAGAUAUUUUGCAUGGCAUCCUGAAAGAGCAGUUCACCGUUCAUCGCGGAACUGUUGGGUUUACGCUGGAUGCAGUGACGUGCUGUAGAUAUCAAGAGAUGGGUGAGGUGCGGAGAAGGCUUCAUAAACUCAGAGACAGGUAUAGCGACUCUGGCGUUGAAAUCAAAUUUCAUUUGAUCGAUCUUGACAAGGCUUUUGAGACUUGCAACGACCAUAUUCGCAUAGUUUUGAAUGACAGCACUUUUUCAAGCAGAUACGUGGCUCUAGAACGUUUGCAAAAGGUUUCCAUGUCAGAUGUUCUUAAAGAAUGUGGUGGGAAAUCGGCACAGGAAGAUCUAGUGACGGCUUUUACGGAUCGAAUUGUGAAGGAUUUUGCGCAGCGCGGCAAUUACAAGGCUAUUCUUUGGGGACAUUCGAUGACCAGACUAGCGGACGAGGUAAUAUCUUUAGUGGUCAAGGGCAGAGGAGCUCAAAUUGCGGACACACUCAACACUUCGGAUUUUGACGAGAGUUUCGGGGGGGAAUUCAAACCUCUCUAUCCCUUGCGAGACGUUUUGCUAUCAGAAGUAGAUGCUUUGUGCCAUUUGAAGGGUCUUGCUCCGCUGUUGUAUAAAUAUGCUCCAAAUUACUCACUGCUUCUAGUCAGGCCCUCGGAAGCUGAUAAGAUCACACCAAAACCCAAAUACCUACCCAAGAACAUGACCAUAAAUGGCCUUGCUAGAAAAUAUUUCGAUGACAUUGAGGAUAAUUAUUCCAAUGUUAUUUCUACGGUGGUGAGAACUGGCGCAAAGCUAGCUCCUCCGACGUGUGAGGUUGACAACGCACCCAACUGUACACUCUGUCGAAGCAUGAUUUACAAAGAUGCACCUGGAUGGUUACAGAGCAUCACAGAAAAUUUAGGGCAUCCCAUUGAAGAUGACGCGGAUUUCCAACUAUAUGAAGCAUGGUCCAAGUCUCAACUGGGAGAAGUCCACGCCGAUUAUAUCGAAUUGACAGGAGAUUUUCAGCGCCGAGGAGAUGAUGCAUUACUCUGUUACGGCUGCAUCACUACGGUCCUAAGUUCUUCUACUAAGAGCUUGGUCUGGAUUAAUAGCGACAAGCAAGAUGCACUUGAUGACAUCAGUAGAUACAUCCUGACAGAUGAAGAAGAUUGA
This is a messenger RNA of Lachancea mirantina, 1419 nucleotides long. Lineage: Eukaryota; Fungi; Ascomycota; Saccharomycetes; Saccharomycetales; Saccharomycetaceae. The record is from the annotation of a GenBank genome assembly.